Messenger RNA from Carya illinoinensis, 2898 nucleotides. Its product is annotated as putative disease resistance protein RGA3. Gene Ontology annotation, biological process: defense response to other organism. Gene Ontology annotation, molecular function: protein binding; ADP binding. Lineage: Eukaryota; Viridiplantae; Streptophyta; Magnoliopsida; Fagales; Juglandaceae. The record is from RefSeq and is a predicted model, not a curated record. Bases 103 to 1971 code for a protein of 622 amino acids. The transcript has a single exon.
CGUAUUCAAAGCAAACAUAUCUUCCUUCUAUCCCUUUAGUCCUUUAGUGAUUCUUCAAGAGACCUUUUGGCUUUUUACCAUUCCUUCACCAACCAUCAACAAAUGGCAGAAGCCAUUCUCUUCAACGUUGCUGCAAAAAUCAUUGAGAGCUUGGGAUCCAAGGCUCUCGAAGAGAUCGGACUAUUUUGGGGUGUCCCAGAUGAGCUGAAGAAGCUCAAGAACACCGUUUCGACGAUCCAAGCCGUGCUUCUCGAUGCUGAGGAGCAAUCGGCAGUGAACCGUGAAGUUAGAGAAUGGCUUGAAAAUCUUAAGGAUGUCUUUUAUGAUGCAGACGACUUGCUGGAUGGUUUCUCCACUGACUAUCUAUUGCGAGAGAUGAUGACUCGGGAUAAGAUGGCAAAAAAGGUACGAAUCUUCUUCUCCAAAUCAAACCAGCUUGUCUAUAAUCUGAAAAUGGGCCAUAAGAUUAAGACGAUUAGACAGAAGUUAGAUGCCAUUUCAAAUGAUAAGAAAUUCCACUUGGAGAAACGCCCUGAGGAGAUAGCAAUCGGAGCUAGGAAGAGGGAUGAUACUCAUUCCUUUGUACUUGAGGCAGAAGUUAUUGGUAGAGAGGAUGCCAAGAAGGAAAUCAUAGAUAUGCUUCUUUCUGAUUCCAAUGUUAAAGAGAAUGUAGGAAUCCUUCCGAUUACUGGCAUCGGAGGAUUAGGAAAGACCACACUAGCUCAAUUCAUAUUUAAUGAUGAGGAAGUAGAUAAACAUUUUCAUGAGCUAAAAAUGUGGGUGUGCGUCUCUGAUAAUUUUGAUGUUAGAAAACUUGUUGAAAAAAUCCUAGAAUCGGCAACAAAAAAGAAACCAGAGAGUUUUGAAAUGGACACACUGGUGCAUGCUCUUCGAAAAGAAAUUGGUGGAAAGAAAUACUUACUUGUUUUGGAUGAUGUUUGGAAUGAGGAGGUUAGAAAAUGGGAUGAAUUGAAAAAACUAUUGAUGAUUGGUGCAAUUGGAAGUAGAAUACUAGUAACUACACGUAGUGCAAAAGUUGCAAGAAUUACCCAAACAAUUGAACCAUACUCCUUACAGGGUUUAGACACCCAAAAGUCAUGGUGUUUAUUCAAGCAAGUGGCAUUUGAGAACGGACAAGAGCCAGUGAAUUCUAGAAAAAAAGUGGAAGUUGGAAAGAAGAUUGUAGAAAAGUGUUCAGGUGUCCCUCUUGCCAUCAAAACAAUUGGAAGGUUACUGUCCUUGGAAGAUUCUGAAGCUGGGUGGGAUUCUUUCGAAAAAAAUAAAAUGGCAGAAAUAAAAGAAAAUGACAUCUUACCAACUCUUAAGCUGAGUUAUGAUCAACUUCCAUCACAUUUGAAACAAUGUUUUGCUUAUUGUAGUAUAUUUCCCAAGGAUUAUGUGAUGAAAAAAUCAAAAUUGAUAAAUCUCUGGAUGGCACAGGGGUUUAUCAAGCGAUCCAAUCAAAAUGAAUGUCUUGAAGAUGUUGGUCAUGAGUAUUUCAUGGAUUUACUUUGGAGAUCGUUCUUUCAAGAAGCUAAAAUGGAUUAUUUGGGCAACGUCAUUACGAGUAAAAUGCACGACCUCAUGCAUGAUCUUGCAAUGUCAAUGGCAGGAUCGUUGAUCACCACAAUAGAUUCUGAGGAAACAAAUAUUAGUGAGAAAACUCGGCACGUAUCAUUGAUCGACAAUAUUAAUUUUUUCUCUAAAAUUCCAACUUCCUCGUCUAAAGCCAGUAGGAUACGAACACUUAUUUUGCAUGAUAAACUCAGGGAUUUGCGAGUGUCAUGUGAAGCAAUCUUUUCAAAUUUGAAGUUCUUGCGAGUGCUGGAUUUACAUGGAGGACAGCUUGAUUUAGUACCGAGUUCCAUAUGUAAGUUGAAGCAUUUAAGAGAUCUUGAUCUUUCACAGAAUUUGAAAAUCGAGAAGCUACCCGAUUCCAUAAGUAGAUUGCAAAAUUUGUAUAUACUAUGACUCUCUGGUUGCAAAAAUCUUAAAGAAUUUCCAAGAGGAAUUACGAAAUUAGUCAACCUCAGGCAUCUUUACAAUGAUCAAUGUCAUGGUUUGACUUACAUGCCACGUGGAUUGGGGCAAUUGACAAAUCUCCAGACAUUAUCUACUUUUAUCCACUCUGAUUCGGCGCCAGAGGAUAGCGGCCGGUUAAGCGAGUUAAACAGACUGAAUAGCUUAAGUGGAGAAUUAGUGAUUUCGAGUUUGAGACAUGAUUGGGAAGACGUCUUAUUAGACGAUAAGGGUGCAAAUCUAAAGGAGAAAGAACAUCUUCAGAUUUUGGAUUUAAUUUGGAGCGGAUUAAAUGAAGAAAAUAUGGCAUUGGAAGGCCUUGAACCUCACCCAAAUCUUAAAAAGCUGCGUAUAUCUUAUUAUGGGGGUGUGAGGGUUCCGAUGUGGCUUUUGUCACUCACAAAUCUUGUUGCUUCGAUUUUAUGGAGUUGUUGGGAAUUGAAAUAUUUGCCACCAUUGAGUCGACUACCCUCUCUUAAGAGUAUUUAUCUGCGAGAACUUGAAGAAAUAGACUACGUAUCAGAUUGUAGUGACAACAAUGAGUUAUCUUCUUUUUCUUCAUCAGCAUUCUUCCCAUCUCUUGGGGCAAUUGAUUUCAAAUACUGUCCUAAUCUGAAGGGUUGGUGGAGGAGGAGUGAUUCUUAUAAUGUGGAUGUCAAUACUACUGAUCAUGCUUUACUAUUUCCUCGUCUUUCAAAUUUACAAGUAUAUGAUUGCCCUAUGUUGACUUCAUUCCCAAUGUUUCCACAUCUGGAAGAAGGGUUAUACCUAAGGAAUGCCAGGUGGAAGCCAGUGCAACAAACAAUAACGAAUGCCUCCUCCUCCUCCGCUUCCUCUACACCCAUUGCCUUUUCAUCUCCUCCUCUCUCCAAAUUGAAG